Molecule: messenger RNA, 597 nt
Organism: Dictyostelium discoideum AX4
Lineage: Eukaryota; Evosea; Eumycetozoa; Dictyosteliales; Dictyosteliaceae
Gene: rabH
Product: Rab GTPase
Exons: 1
Coding region: 1-597 (198 amino acids)
Cellular component (GO): plasma membrane
Molecular function (GO): GTP binding; GTPase activity
Source: RefSeq, a predicted model, not a curated record
AUGAUUAAAGAUAAUAUUAAAUUAAAAUUAACAAUAAUCGGUGAUUGGAAUGUUGGAAAAUCAUCAUUAUUAUAUAGAUUUUUUAAUGAUGUUUUUUAUGAACAAACCAAACUAUCAAUGGGUGAACACUUUUUUUAUAAAACAGUUUUAAUACGUGGUGAAAGUAUAGAUUUACAAAUAACAGAUACAUCAGGUAUGGAGAAAUUCAGAUCUCUAAACAAUUCUUUUUAUAGUAAUUUAGAUGGAAUUUUAAUAGUAUAUGAUAUAUCUGAUCAAGAAACAUUUGAAAAUACCAAACUUUGGCUUAAUGAAGCAAAUAAAUUAGCACCAAAAGAUUGUAUAAAAAUAAUUGUUGCAAGUAAAUUUGAUUUGGAAAAUAAAGUUGUUGAUUCAAAUAUUGUAAAAUCAUAUGCUGAUAAUUUAAAUUUGAAAUUUUUUGAAACAAGUUCUAAAAAUUCAAUAAAUGUUGAAGAAACUUUUAUCACAUUAGUAGAGGAUAUUUUAUUAAAAAAGAAUUAUCAAUUUAAUAAUAUUACAAAAAAUAAAAACAAUCAAGACGAAGAUUUUAAUAAAAAAAAAGGUUGUUCAAUAAAUUAA